AGUCGAUUCGCAAGACAUGGUUGCCUUGUCAGCCACCCAAUCUUCAUACCGUUAUCUUUCCCUCCUCGCCAUCUCUCUCUCUCUCACACACACACACACACGCACACGCAGUCGCACACUGAGUGGCGAUCCAAGAAUCGUCAUGGCCGCUCAGACGGCCACAUUCUAUAUGUUAACGAAGAACCCAUCAGUGUUUUCUCCUCUAACUCCACAUUCUCGGCACUCCCUUUUCUCAUCUUUGGUUCCCGUAAUUCCAAGAAAAUUAAUCUGCUCAUUUCCGUCUCAAUUCAAUCUCAAGAGCAUUUCCACGAGAAUUAAUAGUUCAAAAGCUACCGAACCUGAAGCUGAACGCAAGAUGGGUGUUGAGGUUUACAAGCCCAAAUCAUAUGAAAUUCUUGUCUCAGAUGCUGCCACUUCUCUUUUCUAUGCUCUCAAGGACGGAAAAAUCCGCCUCGAAAUCGAUUUCCCUCCGCUGCCUAGCAAUAUUUCUUCUUACAAGGGAUCGUCUGAUGAUUUUAGUGAUGCCAACAUUCAACUUGCCUUGGCUGUAGUUAGAAAGCUAAAAGAGAAACAGGAAACCAGAGCUUGCAUAGUAUUUCCCGACAAGCCAGAAAAGCGCAGGGCCUCAGAUCUUUUUAAAUCAGCUCUUGACUCGAUUGAUGGUAUAACUGUUGGAUCCUUGGAUGAUGUUCCCAGUGGUCCAGUCACAACAUUUUUCAAAUCCAUAAGAGACACUUUGGAUUUUGAUUUCGAGGAUGAAAAUGAAGCUCGUUGGCAAUCUGACAAGCCACCAUCACUCUACAUAUUCAUCAAUUGCAGCACUCGUGAUCUGUCUAAUGUCGAGAAGUAUAUGGAAAAAUUUGCAUCUUCCACACCUUGUCUUCUCUUUAACUUGGAACUUGACACACUACGAGCUGAUCUGGGUCUUUUGGGUUUCCCGCCCAAAGAUUUACAUUUUCGUUUUCUUUCUCAAUUUAUUCCAGUCUUUUACAUACGAACAAGAGAUUACUCAAAGACAGUUGCAGUGGCACCUUAUCUGGUGAAUUACAGUGGAGCAUUAUUUCGUCAAUACCCGGGGCCUUGGCAGGUGAUGUUAAAGCAAACAGAUGGUUCUUAUGCUUGCGUAGCAGAGAGCACAAAUCGUUUCACUCUGGGUGAAACUAAAGAAGAACUAUUGAGGGUCCUAGGAUUGCAGGAGGAACAAGGAAGCUCACUCGAGUUCCUUCGAAGAGGUUACAAGACGGCCACUUGGUGGGAAGAAGAUGUUGAUACAGAGUUAUCUUCUGCAUGGCGUAGUUGAAUGGCUGAAGCAGCUGCAAUCUGAAACCUUAACUACUACAUCAAUGUUCAUUGUUGACUGAAGAGAAUCCAUCAGUACUGAUCUGAAAUCGUCUUCUAAUGGGUAUUUGACAGCUUCAGCCGAAACAAAGAGGAACACUGUAAGACUCAAAUUUCAAAUUAAUCUAGAUUGUUACAAAGUUUAUUUUAUUCAUAACAUGGCGGAAUUGUAAUGAAUUUAAAAUUUCCUAAGCAAAUAACUGGAUUUUAGUAAUUUUUAUAUGUAUAUUUUAAUUAUGACAAAACU
Olea europaea var. sylvestris is the source of this 1585-nucleotide messenger RNA. Its product is annotated as protein LOW PSII ACCUMULATION 3, chloroplastic. Bases 17 to 1300 code for a protein of 427 amino acids. The transcript has 12 exons. The record is from RefSeq and is a predicted model, not a curated record. Lineage: Eukaryota; Viridiplantae; Streptophyta; Magnoliopsida; Lamiales; Oleaceae.